UGUCUCAUCAUCUGUGGCAAAGUGGACCAAUUUCCUAUGUAUUACUUUUCUCUAUGGGACCAAUAGUGGAUGGACCACAAAGUGGACACUUUUCUCUAUGCACAGAUUCUUCUGCUUCUGGAGUGUUGUAUUGUGUUUUUAAACACGAAAAACAAGAAUUUCUUAACAAAAAUGUCUAGUAUAAACUAUACAACACGUACUGAAGGCCAAACUAAAAUAAAUACUAUAAUAUGGACUGUGCCAAACUUUAUAAAUCUAUUGGAAAAUAAAACGACGAGGGAGUUUCGUACAGAAAAAUCUAAAGAUGCAUCGUCUGAUUUAUUAGACGGUCGAUUCCAAUUGAAAAUGCUAUUUCUUGGGCGCGAUAAUGACAUCAUUGAGAUAUAUUAUUUGUCCCCUACGCCUGUGUUUUUAAAGUCUGUUCUCACCAUAUGCCUAAAGCGGUUUGAAGAACGUUCCAUUGUCAUAAAGGAGUACCACACUGUACAAGCUAAUAAGUGGCAGUUCCUAGCGACGCUAUUCAAGCGAGAUAUCGCCAGUUACGAUGGUCGCGAGAUAUUCCUACUGAGCGACGGCAGUUUGCGUCUAAAAUUCCAAUUUAUGGUGACUAAUGACAUAAAAGUGGACAGAUCCCACGUCCCAGAGGUUCAGUUAAGUAACGACUUCGAGAAUCUGCUCAAUAAUGGCUUGUUCUCUGACGUGAUUAUGAAAUCUGCUGAGAGCAUUGACUACAAAGUCCACAAGGCUGUGCUGGCGAGCAGAAGUGCUGUCCUAAAGGCUCAUUUUGAGCACAACACUACUGAGUGUUAUACUAAUAUAGUAGAAUCUCCUCUAGAGUCAGAAGUUCUCAGGGAAGUCUUGACAUUUAUUUACAGUGACAAGGCCCCUAGAGUGGAUGAAAUUCCAGAGAAACUGCUGGCUGCAGCUGAUUAUUACCAAUUGAGUCGUCUCAAGAGUCUUUGUGAAGAGGCUCUGCACAAGAAACUAACUGUGGAUAAUGCCAUUGAGACCCUGCAGUUAGCAGACUUGCACUCUGCUAAGACACUUAAAUUGCUAACGUUAGAAUUCAUUAAGGAUGGCCAAGCCAAAUUGAUCAUUAAAACUGAGGGCUGGGCCAAAGUCAAAUCUGUGGAAUUGAUUAAAAGGAUCUAUGAGUACAUUAUGGCAGAUGAUGUGGAUGCAGAUAUCAAGUGAUUGGGAAUUGAGUGUGAUACUCUACAAAAAGGGCUAUAUUUUACCGGGACACCAUGGCGGCGCAACCAGUCGCCGGUUACCAACAAAAUGUAUACGGCUCUAUAGAGAGUUACUCACCUGGUGUUCGUUUGGUUGCGCAAAGCUGUAUACACUUUGUUGGUAGCGGCGCAGAUACGUAGAUUUCAAUCAAUUAGGCGGCCAAAACCCUGUUUUCCGAAAACAAUCUAUUGAAAAAUCAACCAUGUACGCGGGUAGUACACACUUCCAGGAAUACCAAGGUACCUUUUUCAA
Ostrinia furnacalis (Asian corn borer) is the source of this 1485-nucleotide messenger RNA. RefSeq names its product speckle-type POZ protein-like. Lineage: Eukaryota; Metazoa; Arthropoda; Insecta; Lepidoptera; Crambidae. The transcript has 2 exons. Gene Ontology annotation, molecular function: protein binding. Bases 70 to 1194 code for a protein of 374 amino acids. The record is from RefSeq and is a predicted model, not a curated record.